AUGAUGCCAGAUUGCUCUGCAAAAAAGGCUGUGGCAUUUCACACUACCAGCAGCCACGUGAAGGUGUUCAUUUCCUCGCAUCCUCCCCCGAAAUGUGUAUCGUCCUUCGGCAAUCCCACGCUCUUCGCGAGGCGCCAGCCUGGCCGAGGAAAUUUCCGCCCCCUCCCCAAGCCGGAGGCGGAGGCGGUUUCGGAACAUCAGGUGCCCAGACCCGCGGCGCGCAGCACCAGGGGGCGCCAGAAGCAGACGACUGUGCAGCGCCGAGCAAGGGCCCCCGAGUCGGGCCGGGCGGCGGCGCCCUCCGGGUGUGAUCUGGAGGCCGGGGCGGGCGAGCGGGGCGGCGGGGCUGAGGGGCUCUGGGAGGGCAGGACGGGCCGUCGGGGCCGCGGGUCUUUCCUCCCUGCGAUAAGUACUGAGCGCCGGCCCCGCGCGCCGGCCCCGCCCGCAGCAGGCUACUGUUUGUUGACUGACUGCGCGACCCAGUGCCUGACCCUGCCUUCUCUCCUUCUCCCCGCAGAGUUUGCCUUCCAGCAGCCGUAUGACCAGGCCCACCUGCUGGCGGCCAUCCCACCUCCCGAGGUCCUCAACCCCACGGCCUCGCUGCCCACGCUCAUCUGGGACUCGCUCCUGGCCCCGCAGGCGCAGCCCGUCCGCUGGGCCGGCCCGCGGCCCCAGGAGGCCCCCGGGGCCGCCGAGCUGACCUCCCUGUCGGACGACGACAGCGGGAAAGGCUCGCAGCCGCCCAGCCCGCCGUCGCCGGCCCCGUCGUCCUUCUCCUCCACCUCAGCCUCGUCCCUGGAGGCCGACAGCUACGUCGCCUUCGCCGGCCUGGGCCGGUUGCCCGCGCAGCUGGCGGGGCUCUCGGUGGCCAAGGACUCGCAGACGCGCAAGGCCUUCAACUGCAAGUACUGCAGCAAGGAGUACGUCAGCCUGGGGGCCCUCAAGAUGCACAUCCGGAGCCACACGCUGCCCUGCGUGUGCGGCACCUGCGGGAAGGCCUUCUCCAGGCCCUGGCUGCUGCAGGGCCACGUGCGCACGCACACGGGCGAGAAGCCCUUUUCCUGCUCCCACUGCAGCCGAGCCUUCGCCGACCGCUCCAACCUUCGGGCCCACCUCCAGACCCACUCGGAUGUCAAGAAGUAUCAGUGCAAGACGUGCUCCCGCACCUUUUCCCGCAUGUCCCUUCUGCACAAACACCAGGAGUCGGGCUGCUCAGGGGGUCCGCGCUGACCCUCAGAGCUCCUCCUGCCUCUCCAAACCCUCCCCCGACCACUGUGGCCUCCCCAACUCCAGGAGGAAGGAGCCUCCCUCCUCCUCACGGCCACGGAAGUCCCUUCUGAGCUCCCCCUUUGUUGGCUGCGUUUGCCCCACAGGACUCUGAGGACCCGCUUCCAGUUCUCUCUGCCUGGUGCCUCGGUGGGCUCAGAGGCCUUUCUGUGAGCCGCUGGGGAGGGUGGCUUGCAGCCAAGAGUUCUGGGGUUGGCCUCUCUGUGUGGGUUUGUGUAUCCAAAGGUGUUUGGACACAGCUGCUUUGAGCUCCGGGCGGGACGAAAGCAGACAGACGGUAGGAAGCCCCCCCGCCCUCAGGGGGACCCACUCCUCCCCCACCCGGAACCCCCAGGCCACCCCUCCAGGAGGUGUGACUAACUAUGCAGUAAUCCACCCCCAGGUUCACCCCCGGGGCCAGUGGGGGCGGUCACUGACCCAGGACUGGUCUAGACCCCAGGAUGCCCCCGGGCCUGGGCAGCUAUUUCGGCCUCCUGUGUGUCAUGGUGGCACCUGUUUCAUGGGCGAUUUAACAACAGUCUCAGAAGAGACUGUGAGUAAUUGCCGUCACUUGUCGGGCAAGUGGGGUGCUUCAGCCCGACCCAUGUGUCUCCCAGAACUAUUUCUGGGGUCUGACAGGUGGGCCCAGGAGGAAGAUGUUUACAUUUUUAAAGGUACACUGGUAUUUAUAUUGCGAGCAACAUUUUGUACUAAGGAAAAGUUUUGUAUAGUUAUAUGUACAGUUUAUUAAUAUUCAAUAAAGUGGUUAAUUUAUGUA
Messenger RNA from Suricata suricatta (meerkat), 2044 nucleotides. It is a transcript of the gene SNAI1, whose product is annotated as snail family transcriptional repressor 1. Gene Ontology annotation, molecular function: RNA polymerase II cis-regulatory region sequence-specific DNA binding; DNA-binding transcription factor activity, RNA polymerase II-specific. Bases 1 to 1230 code for a protein of 409 amino acids. Gene Ontology annotation, biological process: regulation of DNA-templated transcription. The record is from RefSeq and is a predicted model, not a curated record. Lineage: Eukaryota; Metazoa; Chordata; Mammalia; Carnivora; Herpestidae. The transcript has 3 exons.